Molecule: messenger RNA, 1224 nt
Organism: Hyposmocoma kahamanoa
Lineage: Eukaryota; Metazoa; Arthropoda; Insecta; Lepidoptera; Cosmopterigidae
Gene: P32
Product: complement component 1 Q subcomponent-binding protein, mitochondrial
Exons: 6
Coding region: 98-967 (289 amino acids)
Biological process (GO): cytosolic ribosome assembly
Cellular component (GO): mitochondrial matrix
Source: RefSeq, a predicted model, not a curated record
ACAGGAAAACCACCGGUAUUGUGCGGAUUUUUGCUUAGUUACAUAUUUUAUGAUUUAUUUUUGAGAAGUGUUGUAAUUAGUACACAACUAUUUAAAAAUGAAUGGCAUUGUAAGGUCAGCUCACAGAGUCAUACAAAGUUGCGUGAAGACUACAAGUUUAUCGGGUGCCCUGGUCACUCGUACUCAGGCUCCCGUGAAGCGUGAUUUUACUAGAGGAAUAUGGCAUAUGAGUUGUUCCAACAGACUAGAUGCCGUCGAAUCUGCAUCAAAGCUUCUACACAACAAUUCCAACACAUGCAGUUGUGGUUGCAGCCUCAAAGCAUUGCACACGAAAGGGCCAGAUGUAGAGACAGAGCCUGGAAAAAUUAAACCCCUUGGUGAACGUGAGCUGGUUGAGUUCCUGACGGAAGAGAUAGUAGCAGAACGCAAAGCGCAAAAGGUGAAGGCUCUACCAACUGAAGUGGAUGGGUUCAUAGUCAAGGGUGAGGGUGCUGAAGUCGAGCUUUCAAAACAGCUCAAGGAUGAAAUUGUAAGAGUAACAUUCAACGUGAACCACACUGUUGACUCUGACGAGUUCGAGGCCGACGCGCAACCUGACAAGCAGGAGUUUGCUGAAAUGCGAUCCAAGCCCCAGUUCGAAGUGGACCUCGUGAGAGGAGACAUGACUCUUGGAUUCACCUGUUCUUUUCUACAGGAACCAUCAACUACCUCCACUGACGAAUACAAUGACAUAUUUGGUAUCGACGAAGUGACGUUGUACAAAGGCGAAUGGAACGAUAAGGUGUACGCCGUUGCUGGUGACGUGCUUGACGGGUACCUCUACGAUCUUCUUAUGAAUCUGCUGGAAGAGAAGGGCAUUAGCAACGAAUUCGUCCAGAAGCUCUCCGACUUCAGCACAGCAUACGAGCACGCAGCCUACAUCGCUCUGCUAGACGGCAUUUCGAAAUUUACAAUUGGCAAACAAUAAAUGUUACUUGUAUCUUUGUUAGUAUGAAAAAAGAGAAACUUUCCUUAUAUAACACAGUAGUAUGAGAAGUCACAGAAUAUUUCCUUGCUGAAAUGGAUAAUUAACUUUACAAACAAUAGACAAAUGAUAGUAUGACCAAGGGUAAAGGUCUGUUUCUUGUAAAAUGACAAACUGUCGCAUAUAAUUAUAAUAUACCAUUAUAAUUUCAAAAGAACGAUUUUAUGUAUAACGUUCCUUUAAAAAAAAUCAUUUUUAAU